Opisthocomus hoazin is the source of this 2439-nucleotide messenger RNA. It is a transcript of the gene GFRA1, whose product is annotated as GDNF family receptor alpha 1. Gene Ontology annotation, cellular component: signaling receptor complex; external side of plasma membrane. The record is from RefSeq and is a predicted model, not a curated record. Gene Ontology annotation, biological process: nervous system development. NCBI's taxonomy places the organism in Eukaryota, Metazoa, Chordata, Aves, Opisthocomiformes, Opisthocomidae. Gene Ontology annotation, molecular function: signaling receptor activity.
AAUGGAUCUGAACUUGGAGCCUUCGGACCUCGGCGGUUUUGGAAUAUCUACAUGCUGAUCCUCUUUGUCGUGGCACGUCAGCUCGUCGGGGGAAACCAUCCGAAGACAUCAAGAUGUUUCUCGCUAUCUUGUACUUCGCUUUGCCCUUAGUGGAUGUACUGCUGUCUGCAGAAGUGAGCGGGCUGCCUGGAGGGGACCGCCUGGACUGCGUGAAAGCCAGCGAUCAGUGUCUCAAGGAGCAGAGCUGUAGUACUAAAUACAGGACACUGAGGCAGUGCGUAGCCGGCAAAGAGAGCAACUUCAGCCGGGCGACGGGCCUGGAGACAAAGGACGAAUGCAGAAGCGCCAUGGAAGCUCUCAAGCAGAAAUCCCUGUACAACUGCCGCUGUAAGAGGGGCAUGAAGAAGGAGAAAAACUGCCUGCGCAUUUACUGGAGCAUGUACCAGAGCUUACAGGGAAAUGACUUGCUUGAAGAUUCCCCUUAUGAGCCAGUCAACAGCAGACUAUCAGACAUAUUCAGGCUAGCACCAAUUGUAUCAGUGGAGCCAGUACUUUCAAAGGGGAACAAUUGCUUGGAUGCAGCCAAAGCUUGUAACCUAAAUGAUACCUGCAAGAGGUUCAGAUCUGCUUACAUAACCCCCUGCACCAGCAGCACGUCUAAUGAAAUCUGUAACAAGCGGAAGUGUCAUAAGGCCCUCCGGCUAUUUUUUGACAAAGUUCCCCCAAAGCACAGCUACGGGAUGCUCUUCUGCUCCUGUCGAGACGUAGCCUGUACAGAAAGGAGACGGCAGACUAUUGUUCCUGUGUGUUCAUAUGAGGACAGGGAGAAACCAAACUGCCUGAAUUUACAAGAAUCCUGCAAGAAGAAUUACAUCUGCAGAUCUCGCCUUGCAGAUUUCUUCACAAACUGCCAGCCCGAGUCACGGUCUGUUAGUAGCUGUCUAAAGGAGAACUACGCUGACUGCCUCCUCGCUUACUCGGGGCUUAUCGGUACGGUGAUGACACCGAACUACAUAGACUCAAACAGUCUCAGCGUUGCCCCAUGGUGUGACUGCAGCAACAGCGGUAACGACAGAGAUGAAUGCAUGAAGUUUCUGAAUUUUUUCCAGGACAAUACAUGCCUUAAAAAUGCAAUUCAGGCCUUCGGCAAUGGUACUGAUGUGAACGUGUGGCAGCCAGUCUUACCAGUACAGACCACUACAGUCACAACUACAACCGCUUCCAGACUUAAAAACACAGGUUCAGAGACCACCAACAAUGAAAUACCCACCCACAACGAUUCACCAGCAUGUGCAAACCUGCAGGCACAGAAGAAGCGGAAAUCCAAUGAAUCUGUAGAUACAGAGCUCUGUCUGAAUGAGAAUGCUAUUGGGAAAGACAACACAGCAGGAGUCUCCACCAGUCACAUAUCUUCGGAGAAUUCGCUCGCUCCUCCUAGAAGCCUCUAUCUAAGCACACCGCUCACUCUGAUGACACUUGCACUCUCACUCUGUUUGUUCCUAAGCUCAUCAGUCAUCUUGUAGCUGCAUUCAAACGGACGUGUAAAAAAAAAAAAACCAAAAAAAAUCUGUUUCCUGUCUUCUGUUGUUUAUCUGGAAUUCCAGGUCUGGGAGCUAAGCUGAGGCACUCCUGCUAGAACAGUUUCAGUCAGCUGGAAUUUUUUUUCUCUCUCUCUAAAAAAGCUUCUUGUGAUAUUUAGAGGCUUUGUGAAAUACUUGGUGCAGUGCUACAUUCCAAACCCAAAAGGCUUUUGGGCAUGCAGUAUUUUAAAAAGACAGAGUGUAAAUUUGCCUGUAAAGCGACCUGGUUGGAUUAUUUUAAUAAUUGUUACUUUGAUUCUGGGUUUUACCUGAGAAGGAGGAUGGCAGUUUUCUUAAGAUCCUAUUUAUCUCAUUGAGUGGUUUUGGUUUUCAAAUUGAUUGAACUUCAGACUAUCAAGGAUGCCAGGCUUUUGUCUAAUGGUGAAUGUUCUCCCAGAGAGUGGACUUUAUGAAACUUCUUCAUUUGAUGAAUUGCUACUGACGUUAAAGUCCUUCAGCGUAUUAGCAUUUUCCUCUUUAAAUGUUUACGUACUGUAAGUGAUUCUGCGUUCCCUGCUGAGAAGCCAUUAUAAUUCACAUACAGGUGUCAUGUACGUCUUUCAGUUAAAUUCUCAUUAAAAUAGUGUGACAUAGAACUUUCUAACAGUACAUUUAUCUUUUAAUUAUAAUCAUCUAGCCUUAACAAGGGUGAAGAUUCUUUAAAUUAACAAGAAGCAGCCAUUGUGAAAGCUUGAUAAAGGUACGUUUGUUUAAAUUUGAGGAUAAACAGUAGAAACAAAUUUUGCUACAGGGUUUCAGCUGUACAGUCUAUGGUCUUCUGUGCUUCCAUUGUGAUAAUAUAAUCCAGUUAUUAUACUGUUUGUUUAAUAAAAAUUGCAUACAAUUUAUUUGCUCUGCU